AUGACAAGCCCGAAUCGAUUCGCCCAGCCGAACCGUCGCGCUGUUGGGAUUAUGUCGUCACACUACGAGUCAAACAAUUCUCCCGGAGCCCCUGGAACUCCAUUAAAUAAUUCCUCUAUGGCAUCUGUUAAUUUUAAUCCUUCUGGCGGCGUCACGACAUUAUCCAACGUUCCUCCUCCGAAAAAUCCAAAAUUGUACAAAACUGAGUUGUGUCGUUCAUGGAUGGAUCAUGGUCGUUGUAACUAUGGAGAAAGAUGUCAGUACGCUCAUGGAGAACAAGAAAAGCGCCCAAUUCCCCGCCAUCCGAAGUAUAAAACCGAGGCAUGUCAGUCAUACCACCAGUCAGGAUAUUGUCCAUAUGGACCACGGUGUCACUUCAUUCACAGGUUUGUUGGUAGUCUGAGCGAAGCAGACCUACUGGCAAAUCUUCCGACACCGCCGACUCCCGUUCGCACCAACCGUAACAGUGGUUUCCUACCACAGCCUUCCUCUCAGCACCUGUCGUCGACGUCAUUCACAAGCACACCACUUAGUAAUCCAGUGAUGAGUGCACGGGAAAAUAUCUUGCUAGGAAGUUCAGUGCUGCAACGUGUGUCGUCCUUACCGGGCUAUGGCAGUACUGGAGAGUCAACUGCUGGUAGUAGCAGUUCUGCUGAUAGUGGUUCCGAAUCGCCGAAUGGUAGUUUUUCGCCGGGACUCGACUUAGAUGAUGGAGGUUCAUUUGGGACGGCUUUCAUGGCAACUCAUCAGAUCAGUCAACGAGGGCAACAGAUGUCAAAUUCACUGAACUACGAUAUGAAUCGGUGA
This is a messenger RNA of Angiostrongylus costaricensis, 807 nucleotides long. Lineage: Eukaryota; Metazoa; Nematoda; Chromadorea; Rhabditida; Metastrongylidae. The record is from the annotation of a GenBank genome assembly.